This is a messenger RNA of Rhodotorula graminis WP1, 1003 nucleotides long. RefSeq lists its product as uncharacterized. The record is from RefSeq and is a predicted model, not a curated record. Gene Ontology annotation, cellular component: nucleolus; U12-type spliceosomal complex. Gene Ontology annotation, molecular function: RNA binding. NCBI's taxonomy places the organism in Eukaryota, Fungi, Basidiomycota, Microbotryomycetes, Sporidiobolales, Sporidiobolaceae. The coding region runs from base 155 to 1003 and encodes 282 amino acids. Gene Ontology annotation, biological process: positive regulation of mRNA splicing, via spliceosome. The transcript has 6 exons.
CCGCCCUCGGCUCAGAGGCACGGCUUGACCUCGCACGAGCACUCCACGACUACUAUCCGGCACUCCCAGCUCAACAGCACCGUCCCCCAGCGCCGUCUGCCCCACUCGACCUCGACCCUCGCCUCGUCCCAUCUCCCUCGCCUUCUUCUUCACCAUGUCGGGCCCGAGGAACGAGGAGCGUAACGCAGCGUGUACCUGCUACAUCGGCAACCUCGACGAGCGAGUGACCGACGCCCUCGUGUGGGAGCUCAUGCUCCAGGCAGGACCCGUCUCCAACGUCCACCUGCCCAAGGACCGCAUCUCGAUGACCCACCAGGGCUACGGCUUCUGCGAGUUCCUCACCGAGGACGACGCCGAGUACGCCUGCAAGAUCAUGAACCAGAUCAAGCUCUUUGGCAAGCCCGUCCGCGUCAACAUGGCCUCGAGUGACCGCAAGCAGCUCGACAUCGGCGCCAACCUGUUCGUCGGCAACCUCGACCCCAACGUCGACGAGCGCAUGCUGUACGACACGUUCAUGGCGUUCGGCACCCUCGUCCAGCCCGCAAAGAUCUCGCGCGACCCGACGACGGGCGCAUCAAAGGGCUUCGGCUUCGUCUCGUACGACUCGUUCGAGGCGUCCGACGCCGCCAUCGAGGCACUCAACGGCCAGUUCCUCGCCAACAAGCCCGUCACGGUCGGCUACGCCUUCAAGAAGGACGCCAAGGGCGAGCGACACGGCACGGCCGCCGAGCGCCUCCUCGCCGCCCAGGCGAGGAAGAACAACGCGUUCUCGGGCCCGCCCGGCGGCGCGCCGCCGCCGCCGCACCAGGCCCAGUUCCACGGCGCGCCUCCCCCUCCUCCCCCGCCCGGCAUGAUGCAGGCCCCGCCGCCGCCGCCACCGGGCUUUAAUCCGUACGCCGCCGCCGGCAUCCCGCCGCCGCCGCCGGGCUUUGCGCCCUCGGGCGCUGCGGCGUACGGCGGCGCGCACCCGCCGCCACCGCCGCCGCCGGCAGGGUACGCGUGA